GGAAGAUGAGUUGUUCACGGAAGAGAAGAUGGCGUUGAUCCCUAAUUCGCUGAAAUGGAUGAUUCAUGAAUUCCUAAGGCUCAAAGAUAAACGUGAUAUAAUCACAAUUUCUGUCCCCCGAGGAUUCAUUGCACCGCGUACCCAGAUCAUUUUAUCUGGAGAGGAUUUGCAGCAGGUUGCUACGUGUAACUACAUCGGCAACCAGGGAAUGCUGUUUGGAAUGAUGCACAUAUGGGAGAGCAUCAACGGUCUGAGAAAAAUUUUCAAGUUUUACGACCCAGAGCUUCUCACAGUGCAUGGGAUCAGCGAUGAAGAACAGAGUCAGUCUUUUGACGAUGCGGCAAGACGAUUGGCUAAUUGGUUAUCAUUAAUGAACAGCAACCACCAAAUGUUCUUUAUUCCUUGGAAUAUCGGGAUGCAUUGGACGCUAGUGGUGGUUGCGCCAAAUAAAAUUAUCCAUUUAAACCCUCUAAAAGGCCGCCCAAUUCCCGAAGAAAUAGAACAAAUGAUCGGAAGGGCAUUCAUGUAUAUAGGGGACGCACAUCAGUAUCUUGGCCCGUGGCAAGGAAUUGCACAAGCAAACUGUCCAAGACAACCUAAAAGCCAAGAAUGCGGUUUUUAUGUUUUGAAAUAUAUGACUGACAUCGUCGCACGUGCCAACCCCAACCGUUACAUAGAAGAUCAAAAAGCUUUUGGGGGUAAGAAGCAAUACGAGCCAAAAACGUAA
This is a messenger RNA of Cannabis sativa, 727 nucleotides long. RefSeq lists its product as uncharacterized. Gene Ontology annotation, biological process: proteolysis. Gene Ontology annotation, molecular function: cysteine-type peptidase activity. Lineage: Eukaryota; Viridiplantae; Streptophyta; Magnoliopsida; Rosales; Cannabaceae. The record is from RefSeq and is a predicted model, not a curated record. The transcript is spliced from 5 exons. Bases 29 to 727 code for a protein of 232 amino acids.